This is a messenger RNA of Pseudomassariella vexata, 1581 nucleotides long. RefSeq lists its product as uncharacterized. The record is from RefSeq and is a predicted model, not a curated record. Bases 298 to 1428 code for a protein of 376 amino acids. Lineage: Eukaryota; Fungi; Ascomycota; Sordariomycetes; Amphisphaeriales; Pseudomassariaceae. The transcript has 3 exons.
ACGACGUGCAUCAAUCUCCAGCUGGUGCUUGAUAUGAUGUUGCCUUCAGCCCUAAUGAAGUACCCAAGCCGAGACCAGCGGCAUCUUUCGCAGCUUUAAUCCUUUGUAUGCGCACGGACGACCCGAAAGUCUGGGGCAUCUGAGGUGCAACUCUAAGGCUUUCAAACAAGUCCUUUCAAGCUUUGCAAUGCUUCCCAACCAAUUUGCCUUCGCCAAUCUACCCCUUGCUGUCUUCAUAAGUUAUCUAAAGAUAAUGCAUGUAUCGAAUUAUUUUGCUACAGGAUCGCUGGUGACGCCAUGACGCGCAAACUGCCGUGGAAGCGAGAUGGUGCUUUCGUCGCGUCCCCAUCAACCUCGAGCUCUGCCCGGCUGAGUCUGACACCCGCCGCGAACCGACGACCAAAGGACGAAGUCAAGUCUGGGCGAGAGAGUAAAGAAUCCCUAUCGUCAGCUGCUGCGAUCAAGAAGCCGUUCAGAAGAUCUCUUCAUCGCUCCGCAUCCACAUCCCCGCCACCAGAACCCCUACAAGAGAGUUUCAUGAUUGAAGGUUUCGACGAAGAUGAUCAGUAUCGCAUGGUUGAAGAUGAGUUCUUCGCAACGGCUCAGAGAUUCACGGCGCACUUGCAUGCUGCCGAGUAUCAGAGGCUCAAAGAGGCUGCUAAGUCUAGUAAUGCCGCCACCAUCAGAGACAUAUUGCGGCCUGUCACCAUGGGAAUGACCGACCUCGUCCGACGAAAGCAAGAGCGGAAAUCGCUCCUGGAAAAGCAGAGAAAAGCCACGAGAGAGGCCAAGCGGAAAGCUCACGACAGCAGUGAUGAAGGGAACAGCCGCCUCCACAGUACUGCCUUGUUUGGAUUGAUGGAAAGCCCGCGCAAGCAAGCAACGCGCCUGCUUGACGAUAUCACGGCGAUAUCUACCACGACACGCGCCGCAGCUGGCUUUGGUAGGCCAGCCUCUCGUAGUCGAAGUUCACAAGCGCAGUAUCGAUCAGUCUUAGAUGCCCGCUCCACCAGCGGUCCAGCCAAGACCGCGCACAAAUACCACAUCUUUGAUGUAGAUGAUGACGAUGACGACAUGGAUGCAUCGGUACGAAGAACCAUCUCAACUACACCACGCACGACAAGGCCACCAGUCUCAGUCCCUCGAUCGACUGAGCUCCCAGCUCCUGUAGCGACUUCAUCUGCGACACGGCCGGUCGCUGUCAAAGCAUGGACCAAGCUCCCAGCUCCCCUACCGACUACCUCUCCAGCAAAGCCUGCGGAAACCGCCGUCACUUUUCAGGAACCAGAGCCAUCUGACGACUCGGAUGGAGACAUAUUCAAUGUUAAAAACAGAGUGCUACAGCGUAGAGCCCGCGAGCGGCGGGCAAAAUUCACCAGCAAGACCAGCACAACAACGCCAGCGAAUGAUUUCAUCCCUGGAUUUUGACUAUGCAUACAUUUGAUUAUAUCAUCAGAAUGCCGUCUCAUACGGUCGCUCAGCCUGUGGUGUGAUUCGGGCCAAAUGUCUCCGUCCCCCGUCCUUCCAGUCGACCAGCGCUGAAUGCUGGGUAACCCGAUUAUCCCAAACAACAACUGUCCC